GGCACUCACUCGUCUCUCUCCUCUAGCCAGCCAUCUCGUCUUUGUGCUUCAGGCCCUUCGACGCCUGUUUUUUUGUUUUUGUUAUUUUUUUUGGUUUUUUUCUUCCCUCGCUUCCUCGGCUCUUGCCCGCCAUAGCUACAACCUCUCCCGAGGAGGCUAUGAGCGGGGUUCUCCGAGAUUGUUCACUUCUGUUAUUGCUUAAGACUCGGUCCCUGCCCCUUUCCAUCUUCCGGCGCCCAUCGUUCUGGCCUCCUCUUUCUGUUGAUAGCGUUCUCUGUUGUUCGUUGUCUCCUUUCGAACCGGCGUCUCCUAUUGUAAGCCUCUCAUUAGGGCGGUGUAACUUAAACUUCGAAUAGGACCGCGCUCAGGACGCUACUGACUCACGUGAGCAGAAGAAGCUUUCUUUUGGAGCAUGGGGAAAUGAGCACCCGAUUGGUUAUCGUGGGUACAGUGGUAUGAUAUCCCGCUUUAUUUAUCAAAGUCAUGCGUGCUCUGGAAAUGGAGCGUGCGGGACCUGUUCUUAGGGAGGUCAAAGUGAGAUGCCUUAGGCAAAGCUCCUUGAUAUCGGAGGGUUCAAAAAAGACAGGGAUUACUGUUCCACAGAUAAUUUGCAAACAAGAGCCUUUAGACGGCAAUGUGGAAAGUGGUUACGAGACUCCAACAAAGUCAAGUGGACCUGGAUCAGGAGACAGGACUUCUAAUGAUGGCGAUGUUAAGCCAGGGAAGAAGGUUUGGUCACCAGUAUAUCUGGGAGGAUUGGAGGGUCGGUUUCGGGAAUACUGCGAGGUUGGCCUCUGCUUGGACCUCCAGACGUCGAAGGAAGCUAUGCAUUUAUUCAAAGAGAGCAAGUCUUUGCUCAUCGCGAAUGCUGAUAGCUUAGGGACUGGCACGGUAGAGGAGACGGAGCGUUUGUGGGGUGCCUGCGUGCUGUAUGUUGUUAAAGCUUUCAGAUGUGGAGCCGCUGUUGGCGGGGAUAAAUCAGAAAGUAAUGCAGUGGGGUUUACGCUGUCUCAGCUGAUGCGCCUGACUAAAAUCAGUGUGGUGGAGUUUUUUAAGGAGCUUCCACAUUUUCUCAUGAAAGUUGGACCGAUUGUGAAGCAAAUGUACGGAGACGAGUGGGAGAAGCGGCUGCAGGUCAAGGAAGUUCAAGCUAAUUUUGUGCAUUUGACAGCUCUUUUCACAUAUUAUAAGCGAGUUUACCAAGAUUUUUUCUUAUCACCAGACACUUUUUCGAACAUUGUCAGCCGUUCUUUAUCAGGAGUUACAGAUGAUCAUCAUGUAUCUAUCCACAUGCAAUUUGGGUGGAUGCUUUUCUUGGCAUUGCGGAUGCAUGUUAUUCAGCAAUUCAGUGACCUGGUCACUUGCACCAAUGCCUUGUUGGCAGUCAUGGUCAUUUUGAUCCUUCACAUGCCUCCUGACUUACGGAAGUUUUCACUUCAAGACCCAGUAAGAUUCGCCAAAAGAUCCUCCGAAGGAAUUCAUCUUGUAGCAUCCUUGUGCGCCACAUACUAUGCAGCAGAUGAAGACGUCUUAAACCUUCUGGAGAAAGCCAAUGCCACAAUAAGCAAAUUAUUUGGAAAGUCUAUGAAAGAUCUCCACGGGCUUCAAACUUCGGAGCAUUUUUUGGGAAUCAAUCUAGGUGGACUAUCAUACUUGGAGGGGUUCAUGGACAACAAGUCUCUUGCAUCUAACUUGCGCGUCUUAGAGAAGGAUUACGAAGAUGCAUACCAAAGUCGAGGUGGGCUUGAUGAACGAAUGUUCAUUAAUGGAGAAUAUGGUUUGUUGGGAACGUUGUCAAAUGAAUCGCCACGCUACACUGGCUCUAAGCGUAAGUUCGACAUCAUGGCGUCGCCUGUGCGGUUUGGGGCUUUCUCAAUGGGAGCAGCACCAUCAUCACCAGCUGCCUCGCCCUGGCCAUCUCCAGUGAAACAUAUGAGUACUCAAGGCUCUAGUGGUGGCAAGAGACCCCCAUCCACUCCUGUUACUGUCACAAUGACAACUGCAAAGUGGCUGCGAACUGUGAUAACUCCAUUGGCUUCAGAGCCAUCUGAAGAGCUGCAGUUGUUUUUUCGUUCAUGUGAUCGCGACAUCUCUGCCGAUGUAAAGAACAGAGCGCAUGUUUUGUUAGAACUGAUAUUUUCGGUGGAGAGGAGAGGAAGCUGGCAGAAUGUAGCUGGGUUUAUGGACACUAUUUGGGCUGAGCAGCGUAAACUGGAGGCUGUCAAGUUAUACUACAAAGUUCUGGGAGCUAUGUGUCGCUCUGAAGAACAAAGGCUGCAUACGAAGAACCUGAGUUCUCUCCUUUCAAAUGAACGUUUUCAUCGAUGCAUGAUUGCCUGCUCUGCGGAGCUUGUUCUUGCUACCCACAAAACAGUUACGAUGGGUUUUCCUGCAGUUUUGGAUCCCGCUGGUAUAACCGCGUUUGAUCUAAGUAAAGUGAUUGAAUACUUUGUCAGGCAUGAGGAUACUUUACCUCGCGAGCUUAAAAGGCAUCUCAAUACAAUAGAGGAAAGGAUUCUUGAGAGCAUGGCGUGGGGGAAAGGAUCAUCUAUGUACAAUUCUCUUAUAGUUGCUAGACCCUCUCUGGCAAAUGAGAUCAAUCGGUUGUGUUUGCUGGCGGAUCCAAUGCCAGCAUUAGAGAACGUAGGUUCGCAAAUAAGGCUAUCUACUGAUACUGUGCAUCGCGCUCUCGUAAUCACAAAACCGGAUCAUGCAGGCUAUGUGGAAUGUCCUGCACUCGCACCUUCAAGUGCAUCAUCACCACCUCAAAGUGGGUCUUCAACAUCAGAAACAGGUUUCCUGUCACCUGCCAAAGACCGUCCCUCAGCAUUUUCUGCCUUCAGUUCUCCCAUGAGGAGUCGUCUUCGAGCCCCGUUGCAAUCAGCGUUUGCUAGCCCACAGAGACCAAGCCCAUUAGGUGGAGGAGAGACUUGUGCGGACACAGUCAUCAAUGUGUUCUUCCAAAAGGCUCUUGUGUUGGCAGGAGUGAGGAUACGGACUGUGUGCGAACGUAUUGGGCAACCACAACACCUGAUUGAGCGAGUAUACAAGGUGUUCCAACACACACUGCAUCAUGAAACAAGUCUUUUCUUCAACCGUCAUAUAGAUCAACUGGUUUUGUGCACAAUCUACGGCGUCUGCAAGGUUAGCAAAGUUGAGGUCAAGUUCCGUGACAUCAUUCAUCAUUAUCGAUCACAGCCACAAAACAAGCUGCAUGUCGUCCGCAAUGUCUUCAUAGAUCAGCCUCCAUUGCGUCGUGCUGGGAAAACAGGAGGGCUAGAAUCAGGUGAUAUCAUCAAGUUCUACAACGAUGUAUUUGUACAUGCUACCAAGAAGUUUUUAGUGCAGGUUGACACCAACUCUGGUGUGCGUUCGCCUAGAAAAAUUCAUGGUCCAGAUGGAGAGGAUGGUGAGGCUCCAGGUUCUCCUGUAGCUUCGGUCUUCUCAUCAUUCCCAGACAUCUCUCCGAAGAAGGUUUCGGCUUUGCACAACGUUUUUGUAUCCCCUCUUAGAUCGAGCAAGGUUGAAAAGUUGAUGUCUCCACGUACUAGAACCCUUUAUGCCUGUGUGGGGGAGAGUACCAGAGAUUAUCAGAGUCCUUCCAAGGAUUUGACUGCUAUCAAUAACCGACUCAACAACAAAAGGUUCAUCGCUAAUGGCGAUCUAGCUGGUUGGACUUUAAAGACAAACCCACAGUGAGUGGCUCGAUUAUUUAGUAUUCGCCUCGUCUCUGCAACUUUAUAUCAAACGCUCUCUUUCAGACAAGUAGAGAAUUGCCAAUGGGUUGCCUGCUUUAGCAAAUUGUGAAACAUUAGUCCUGAAACCACAACCUGUAGAGUAUUUGUCACUCAUAGUAGUUGUACAACAUUUUUAUAACAGGACACAGCCUAGGUAAAUGUUGUAGGAAUUAGAUGCAGAUAAUAGACAAGAUCCCCCGCCUCCCCCCUUUUUUUUUGUUCUUCCUAUUGAUUGUUUUAGCUCGCAAUCAUUGGUGUGCCCGCUGUUGCUGUAUGCUGGUCACAGAGCAGAAAAAUGCUCAAACGUAGCGAUUAGUGUGGUCUGUGGCGAGAUCUUUGCACUGUCCUCUUGUGCCAUAUUAGUUACACAAAUCAGUCUUGACGUGUACACAUGAAAGCAGGGGUCCCCUGCGUACCCUUUUAAACCUUAAUGAAAUAAUGAUCACUUCCUCAAGCUGGUGUGAUCAUGUUUUAUCCGUCACUUGGUUCAUCCAUUGUUGUGGAUGCUCUCAUGUGACAGAGUUCCUCUCU
Molecule: messenger RNA, 4268 nt
Organism: Physcomitrium patens
Lineage: Eukaryota; Viridiplantae; Streptophyta; Bryopsida; Funariales; Funariaceae
Product: retinoblastoma-related protein-like
Biological process (GO): cell differentiation; negative regulation of G1/S transition of mitotic cell cycle; regulation of transcription by RNA polymerase II
Cellular component (GO): chromatin; transcription regulator complex; nucleus
Molecular function (GO): RNA polymerase II transcription regulatory region sequence-specific DNA binding
Source: RefSeq, a predicted model, not a curated record